AUGAAAAAGUUCACGCAGCGUUCAGAUCGCGUGAAGGGAGUUGACCUCCAUCCCACAGAGCCCUGGUUGCUGGCUAACUUGUACAGCGGCAAUGUAUACAUCUGGAGCACAGCUGACCAGAGUCUAAUCAAGUCAUUCGAAGUCACAGAGCUCCCAGUUCGGGCUGCCAAGUUUGUGGCGAGGAAGCAAUGGAUUGUUUGUGGGUCGGACGACAUGUACAUUCGUGUGUACAACUACAACACAAUGGACAAAGUCAAAGCCUUCGAGGCACACACAGACUACAUCAGGAGUAUUGCUGUGCACCCCAGCCUGCCCUACAUCCUGUCCUCCUCGGAUGACAUGCUCAUCAAGCUGUGGGACUGGGACAAGGGCUGGACCUGCAACCAGAUCUUUGAGGGCCACUCCCACUACGUCAUGCAGGUGGUGUUCAACCCGAAAGACACCAACACGUUUGCGAGCGCCUCGCUGGACCGCACCGUGAAGGUGUGGAGCAUUGGGCAGCCCACACCCAACUUCACUCUGGAUGGCCACGAGAAGGGCGUCAAUUGUGUGGACUAUUUUACUGGAGGCGACCGGCCGUACCUGAUGAGUGGCGCGGACGACAAGCUGGCCAAGGUGUGGGACUACCAGACCAAGGCGUGCGUGCAGACGCUGGAGGGCCACGCGCACAACGUGAGCGCCGACGGUAUGGUCAAGAUCUGGCACAGCACCACCUACCGCCUGGAGAACACCAUCAACUACGGCCUCGAGCGCCUCUGGGCCCUCGGCGCCUGCAAGGGCUCCAAUCACGUGGCGCUUGGGUUCGAUGAGGGCACGGUGCUGAUAAAGAUCGGGCGCGAGGAGCCGGUGGCGUCCAUGGACAGCAGCGGCAAGAUCAUCUGGGCGCGCCACAACGAGAUCCAGACCGUCAAUGUCAAGUCCCUCGGCGCCGACUUUGAGGACGCGGAUGGGGAGCGGCUGCCGCUGGCGGUGAAGGACCUGGGCAGCUGCGACAUGUAUCCCAGCACCCUGGUGCACAGCCCCAAUGGCCGCUUCGUGGCGGUGUGCGGCGACGGCGAGUACAUCAUGUACACCGCGCUGGCCUGGCGCAACAAGAGCUACGGCUCCGCGCUGAGCUUCGUGUGGGGCGACGACUCCUCCGUGUUUGCCACGCGCGAGAGUGGCUCCUCCGUGCGCAUCUUCCGCAACUUCAAGGAGGUCGCGCAGGUCAAGCCGGGCUUCAACGUAGAGGAGAUCCACGGCGGCACCCUGCUCGCAGUCCGCUCCGCCGAUUUUGUCUGCUUCUACGACUGGGCCACCGCCAAGUGCUGUGCAGAGUGUCUGAGGGGAGCCGCUCCUGUGCAGGUCAUCCGGCGCAUCGAUGUGCCGGCCAAGGACAUCCGGUGGAGCGACAGCGGGGAGCUGGUGGCCAUCAUCGCAGAGGCCUCCUUCUACGUGCUGCGCUUCAACCGCGACGCCGUGGAGGAGGCUGCAGCCUCCGGCGCAGAGUUCGACGAGGACGGCAUCGACGAAGCCUUUGAGCUGCAGACAGAGACGUCCGAGACUGUGCGCACAGGGCUCUGGGUGGGGGACUGCUUCAUCUACACCAAUGGGGCGUGGCGGCUGAACUACUGUGUGGGCGGCGAGGUCACCACCAUGUUCCACCUGGACAGACCCAUGUACCUGCUGGGCUAUUUGGCCUCCCAGUCCAAGGUCUACCUCAUUGACAAGGAGUUCAGCGUGAUGAGCUACACGCUGCUGCUGUCGCUGAUAGAGUACAAGACACUGGUGCUGCGCAAGGACUAUGCCGCCGCAAACGAAAUCCUGCCCCAGAUCCCUCAGGAGCAGCGCAACGCGGUGGCGCGGUUCCUGGAGGGGCGGGAGAUGAAGCGGGAGGCGCUGAAGAUCGCGACGGACCCGGACUACCGCUUCGACCUGGCAGUGACACUGGGCGAGCUGGGCACCGCUCUGCAGCUGGCUGAGCAGUCCGGCUCCGAGCUCAAGUGGCGCCAGCUCGGCGAACUCGCCCUUUCCUCCGGCAAGCUCCAGGUGGCAGAGGAGUGCCUGAAGAAGGCUGGGGACCUGAGCGGGCUGCUGCUGCUGCACACGGCCAAGGGCAGCGCGACGGGGCUGGCCGACCUGGUGCAGGCGGCUGGCGCGCAGAACCGGCAGAACGUGGUGUUCCUGUGCCAGCUGCUGCUGGGCAACCUGUCCGCCUGCGUGGACCUGCUGCUCGCCACCGGCCGCAUCCCCGAGGCCGCCUUCUUCGCGCGCACCUACCUCCCCUCUCGCAUGACCGAGGUGGUGAAGGUGUGGCGGGACGACCUGUCCAAGAUCAACGCAAAGGCAGCCGAGUCCCUGGCCGACCCCGCGCAGUACCCCAACCUGUUCCCCAACUACGAGCUCGCGCUCCACGCCGAGCAGUACCAGGCGCAGAAGCAGGCGGUGUCGAAGCCCGCGUCGGCGUUCAAGCUGCAGGAAGCGGAGGGCAUUGAGGAUCUGCUGUCCCUCAUGCAGUCCAUGAGCGUCGAUGCCGCCACUCCCCACGCCAACGGCGACCUUGCCAGCCACGCCGCCCCAGGCGCGCCCCCCUACCGCUUCAAUCUACCCUCCUACAUGGCUUUCUGCUCUGCAAAACCCAAUUUUCAAUCGACCUGGAGACCAGCUUGCUGCUGUUGUUGA
Messenger RNA from Coccomyxa subellipsoidea C-169, 2661 nucleotides. RefSeq names its product coatomer protein complex, beta prime. The transcript has 18 exons. Bases 1 to 2661 code for a protein of 886 amino acids. Gene Ontology annotation, molecular function: structural molecule activity; protein binding. Gene Ontology annotation, biological process: retrograde vesicle-mediated transport, Golgi to endoplasmic reticulum; intra-Golgi vesicle-mediated transport; endoplasmic reticulum to Golgi vesicle-mediated transport. Gene Ontology annotation, cellular component: COPI vesicle coat. The record is from RefSeq and is a predicted model, not a curated record. Lineage: Eukaryota; Viridiplantae; Chlorophyta; Trebouxiophyceae; Coccomyxaceae.